GGAUCGGUACAAGAUAGGAGCAGAAAAGAGCAGGUUGGAGUUUCUUGUAAAACUUAAAUCAGAUUAACUGUUUUAGUUACAGUUUAUAUAAUUGAUGCAAUUUCAAUGACUUAAAAUAUGACACGUCUUGUGAAAUUAACUUUGUGCUUUUAUGUCGUUUUAUGCGCAUUGAGCACUAAAGCCGAUGACAAUCAAGUCCCAUUAACCAAGCUUGGCACAAAAACAGGGCCGUCGUUAAAAUUUUUUUAUUGUUAUUCUUGCGGAUACAGAAAAGUGUUUGAAGAAUAUGUCGGUAUUCUUCGACAAAAGUAUCCAGAAUUACAAAUUGAUGGAGAGAACUAUAAUCCUUCUUCAAAUAUUAUGCUUAUUGCUAAAUUAAUAUGUUUUGCUAAAAUUUCACUAAUAGUUCUAAUAGUAAGUGGAUUUAAUUUUGGACAACCACUACCAUCUCUUUGGCAAUGGUGUAUGGACAAUCGAUUUUAUUCUUGUAUGAUGAUAUUUUUCAUUUUUAAUGCAAUAGAAGGACAACUCAUAUCAUCAGGAGCUUUUGAAAUACAUUUCAAUGAUGUUCCCGUGUGGUCUAAACUGGAAACUGGUAGAAUACCGCAGCCACUCGAACUUUUCCAAAUAAUAGAUACUCAUUUGAAUUGGCAAUAUGCAGAUGUAGAUAUAGGAUAGAUUAGUUUUAAUGAAAAAUUGAACUGCAUUUUUAUUUGUACCAAAUGUUAAUUACUCUGGUUACAAGGCGUACCGUUUCUGUAACUCUAUAAACGUUCAA
Dufourea novaeangliae is the source of this 778-nucleotide messenger RNA. RefSeq names its product selT-like protein (gene SelT). Gene Ontology annotation, molecular function: thioredoxin-disulfide reductase (NADPH) activity. The transcript has 4 exons. The record is from RefSeq and is a predicted model, not a curated record. The coding region runs from base 118 to 678 and encodes 186 amino acids. NCBI's taxonomy places the organism in Eukaryota, Metazoa, Arthropoda, Insecta, Hymenoptera, Halictidae. Gene Ontology annotation, cellular component: endoplasmic reticulum membrane. Gene Ontology annotation, biological process: cell redox homeostasis.